This is a messenger RNA of Elephantulus edwardii (Cape elephant shrew), 2922 nucleotides long. RefSeq names its product upregulator of cell proliferation (gene URGCP). The transcript has 6 exons. Bases 1 to 2922 code for a protein of 973 amino acids. The record is from RefSeq and is a predicted model, not a curated record. Gene Ontology annotation, molecular function: GTP binding. NCBI's taxonomy places the organism in Eukaryota, Metazoa, Chordata, Mammalia, Macroscelidea, Macroscelididae.
AUGGCGUCGCCGGGGCCCGGCCUUACCGACCUUGGGGCGGACGUGGUGGGCUCCUGCGGGCCUGAGAGUGUGGGGGUAGGAGGCCGAGCUGGCCAGGGCGCGCGGACGCCAGUGGUGGACGACAGCGAGGCAGAGGCCGGGCAGAGCCGCGCGACCAGCCUUAUGGGACAUCCUGACUUGGGAGAAGUGACCCCGGAAAUAAAACCAUCAGAAAGAGGAACAGCCCUGGCCAUUGCAGAUUUGGAAUGGAGAGAAAUGGAGGGAGAUGAUUGCGAGUUUCAUUACGGAGAUGGUUCAAAUGAAGUUCAGGACAAUGAAUUUCCAACAGUAGAAAGAAGCCGGCUUCAAGAAAUGCUGUCCCUUCUGGGACUAGAGAUGUACCAAAUCCAGAAACUCAGCCUUCAGGAUUCUCUACAGAUCAGUUCUGACAGCAUGAAGAACUGGGCUCCUCAGGUACCCAAAGACUUGCCUUGGAAUUUUCUAAGAAAGCUGCAGGCCCUCAAUGCUGAGGCCAGAAACACCACCAUGGUGCUGGAUGCACUGCAGGAUGUGCGGCUUGAGGAGAAAGAGGGCCAGAUGGAGGAGGAGGUCCUCUACUGGGGCUCAACCGAUGAGGCGGCUGCUGACAUCUACUCCUUCUCUGAGCUGCCCACCCCAGACACGCCAGUGAACCCCCUGGACCUCCUCUGUGCCCUUUUGCUUUCCUCAGACAGCUUCUUGCAACAGGACAUCAUUUUAAAAAUGUUCCUCUGCCAGUUUGCACUCCCACUUGUGUUGCCUGACUCAGAAAAUCACUACCACAUGUUUCUGCUAUGGGCCCUAAGGGGCCUGGUGAGGACAUGGUGGUCUCAGCCUCUGAGGAGCCCAGGGAGCUUCAGAGAAGAUAGCGUCAUUCUUUCCAGGAUGCCCACCUUUGCAUUUGUACGUAUGGAUGUUAGCAGCAACUCUAAAUCGCAGCUUCUCAAUGCCAUCCUCAGCCCCAGCCACAAGCCACAAGAUUGCUUCUGGCAUCGAGACCUGAACUUGGGUGCCAGUUCUCGGGAAAUUGCAGAUGGGCUUGUUGAAAUUUCUUGGUUUUUCCCUAGUGGCAGGGAGGACUUGGACAUUUUCCCAGAACCUGUAGCUUUCAUAAAUCUGAGAGGGGAUAUUGGGUCUCAUUGGCUGCAGUUUAAGUUAUUGACAGAUAUCUCUUCAGCUGUGUUUAUACUGACUGAUAAUAUCAGUAAAAAAGAGUACAAACUGCUAUUUUCUAUGAAAGAAUCAAACACAAAAUACUAUUUUAUCCUGAGUCCUUACCGAGGGAAGCGAAACACAAACCUUAGAUUCCUGAAUAAAUUGAUUCCUGUGCUAAAAAUCGACUACUCGCAUGUUCUUGUGAAGGUCAGCAGCACAGACAGUGAGAGCUUUGUGAGGAAGCUGCAGUCUAUUGUGCGCUGUGUGAUGCGGUCCCCCUGCCGGAGAGUGUCCGUGGAGGACAUGGCAAAUGCAGCCCGCAAGCUGGGCCUCCGAGUGGAUGAGGACUGUGAAGAGUGUCAGAAGGCCAAAGAGCGCAUGGAGAAAAUCACUCGAAAAAUCAGAGAUCCAGAGGCCUACAAACAGGAGGAGCUGCGACUACAAGGAGAGCCCUGGAGGAAGGUAGCCCAGGUUGAGAAGGAGCUCUGCCGGCUCCAGUGGGCUGGAGACCCUUCGGAGAAGUGCUGGUCUGAACUGAGGGGAAGGUUGCUGGAGCUCCGGGGGCAGCAGAACAGCCUUGAUCCCACCUGGGGACUGCAGGAGUUUGUUAGGGGUAUCAGCAGUCCCUCGCCAUGUGAGAAGCAGUACUUCCUGAGGUGGAUGGAGUUUGGCCUGGCUAGGUUGGCCCAGCAGAGGCUGAGGCCUCCUCCAGAGACCCUCUUCAGCCUGAGGGCCAAAUACUAUGGGACGCUGGAUGCCACAGAGCCACUCUGGCCUGAUCCUCUGGGGGUGGAGCACUUCCUACGGGAAAUGGGGCAGUUCUAUGAAGCUGAAAGUUGUCUGGUGGAGGCAGGGAAGCUGCCGGCAUGCCAGAGGAGGUUUGCCCACUUCCCAGGUUUGGCCUUGGAACUGCUGCUCCGGGGGCUCCCACUGGAGCUUGUUGAUGGGGGCAGCCUGAGUGUCCCCUUGCGCUGGGUCACUGGGCUGCUAAGAGAGCUACACACGCGGCUUGAAAGAAGGUCACGUCUGGUAGUUCUGUCAGCGCUUGGGGUACCAGGCACAGGCAAGUCCACGCUGCUCAAUACCAUGUUUGGACUGCGGUUUGCCACUGGGAAGGGCAGCAGCCAUCGAGGGGCCUUCAUGCAGCUUGUGGAGGUGGCCGAGGGUUUUAGCCAGGACCUGGGCUGCGACCACAUCCUAGUGAUAGACUCAGGAGGGUGGAUUGGUGGGGCCUUGACCACAGCAGGGGAGAGGUUUGAGCUAGAGGCCUCCUUGGCCACUUUGAUAAUGGGGCUGAGCAACGUCACUGUAGUAAGCUUAGCAGAAACAAGGCAUGUCCCCUUGGCUCUUCUGCAUGCAUUCCUGAGGCUUGAGACCACAGGGCACACCCCUAGCUACCAGUUUGUAUACCAGAAUGUUCAUGGCACGUCUGUGCCUAGCACCCAGUUGAGAGAUGGGAGACAGUACCUAGAGUCACUAAGUGAUGGGGGCCUGACUGUGGCCUGUGGGGAGAUGCAAGGGGACAGUGUUCGAGCACUGGCCAACGUGGCCUUUGGUGACCUUGAGAAACAGCACAUCUGGCACAUUCCUGGCCUGUGGCAUGGGGUACCCCCUAUGGCUCCUGUUAGCUUGGGAUACAGUGAAGCCAUUUUUGAAUUGAAGAGAUGCUUGCUGGAAAACAUCAGGAAUGGUCUGUCCAGCCAAAACAAGAAUAUCCAGCAGCUCAUUGAGCUGGUGAGGCAACUCUGA